AUGGUUUCUGAUUUGUUUAAUUUGAGGACGCAAUUGGGUUUCUACAAAGCGUAUCAUCACAAUACUGUCAAUGUGAUGAUUCACUCGGUUUUUGUUCCAACGAUUUUUGUGACAAGUUGUAUGAUUUUGGAUAGAAUACCUGUUUUUAAUAAUUGGUCUUUGACAGAUGUUCUGAGCAUACCCUUUGCUACUUAUUACAUUAUAUUACAUCGUGUUGUUGGUUUAAUGGCUUCGGCAUUAAUAAUGUUGAUUUUGUACUAUGUUAAACAAAGAAAUACUUCACUCAAGUUGGAGGCAGGAAUAUGGUUUACAAGUUGGUUGUUCCAGUUCAUUGGGCAUGGGGUUUUUGAAAAGAGAAAACCUGCCCUAUUGGAUAAUCUAGUUCAGAGUUUGGUGUUGGCUCCAUACUUUAUUUUCUUUGAGUUUCUGUUUGUUUUAGGCUUUUACAGCGAAAUAGACGAUCAAUUGAAAAGAGAUCUGAAGGAAAGUAAAGAUGUUUAG
Messenger RNA from Tetrapisispora phaffii CBS 4417, 501 nucleotides. RefSeq names its product 2-hydroxy-palmitic acid dioxygenase MPO1 (gene MPO1). Bases 1 to 501 code for a protein of 166 amino acids. Gene Ontology annotation, biological process: sphingoid catabolic process. Lineage: Eukaryota; Fungi; Ascomycota; Saccharomycetes; Saccharomycetales; Saccharomycetaceae. The transcript has a single exon. Gene Ontology annotation, cellular component: endoplasmic reticulum. The record is from RefSeq and is a predicted model, not a curated record.